Molecule: messenger RNA, 402 nt
Organism: Rhodamnia argentea
Lineage: Eukaryota; Viridiplantae; Streptophyta; Magnoliopsida; Myrtales; Myrtaceae
Exons: 1
Coding region: 1-402 (133 amino acids)
Source: RefSeq, a predicted model, not a curated record
AUGGGCAGGCAAAGUACUGAUCCUAGCCCCACGGUCGCGAGCUCUUCCAUCGCCCUGCUACAGGAGAGGUUCAGAGAGUUGCAGAGAGCGAAACAGAGAAGAGAGGAAAGAGAACUCCGGAGACUGUCCCUCGAGCCGGACCUGGUAGCAGCUCCAGUCGCGGACCCGGAUCAUCCGGCCAUGUUCUGUCUCCAACCCAGCGUGAGCUCGAGUUCUUCCCCUCAGGAAUAUUGCUCUCUCUCGCUCGGCCUCACCACUCACCCCAACGGCGACAAAGCCGGCUCAGGAGCCGUGAAGACGGAUCCUAGGAUGAGCUUGUGGCCCGGCAACAAUAGCCUGGCAAUUUCAGGAACAUCGAAAGGUUUUGAGAGCCCCGAUGUGGAUACCUCCCUCCAUCUGUAG